AUUUGAUCCCCACACUCAUACAUCAAUCAACCGCCUCUUCAGAGUACGAAUAGAAAGAUCGCGGUACGAAGGUCCCAUACCAUCCAUCUGCCAUCCCGACGCAGUCAACCCCACAGCGACAACAUCGACAAGGUCUGGCCAGUCUAGAACGUACAGCGUCGUCAUUUCCUCAAUCCUCAAUCAUCAUAAUCCCCCUACCUACAUACAUAAGGGAUACAUCACAUCGAUCCCUCCACGAGCACAAAUACGAUAACAACCGCGACUACAUAACCAGCGAGGAGAAGCACUCGACCAACCUUCCCUCUCUUCCUCCCUCCCUCAUCUCCCCCAUCCCCCUCUCCCACCAACAACGACCAACCUAAACGAUGGCCCCCCAACCUACCACCACCUCCCCCUCCUCUCUCCCCCCAUUCAUCUCCCACCUCACCACCCUCUACAACAUAUACAUCCACCCGCAUCUCCCACCCACAGUCCAAACCAUAAUCGACCGAUCCACACCUAUGCUCUCAUCCCUCCUCUCAUCGACCCUCUCCGGCGACUUCAGCUCCUUGAUCAUGACCGCUGUGGUCCUAUACUUCACACUAAGAGUGGCCGAUUAUCUACGUCGUAGCGUUAUGGCGUGGAUAAUGUUUUUUGUCAAGAUUGCGAUUUUAUUGGUGCUGGUUAAUGUUGCGUUGUAUGUUAAUCGUGUGGGCGUGCAGAAGGCAUAUGAUGAUGGUGUGUGGUUGGCGAGGAUGGCGUGGAAGGCCGGGGAGGAGGUAUUAGGGAAUGAUACCGCCGGGACAUGGGAGAAUGUGGUUAAUAGGUUUGGUGGAAAUGGUGCUGGUGGCCUCGGAUUUGGUGCUGGAAAUGGUGGUGGGUGGACUCAAGGGGGGAGACAGCAGGUGCCGUUGGGAACUGGGGAGAGGAAACGACGUGGCAGUGGUGGUGGGUCGUGGACUUGAGGAAAUCAGGUACUCUUGAUGACGGGAUCACAAGGGAAAGUCUAU
Molecule: messenger RNA, 989 nt
Organism: Exophiala mesophila
Lineage: Eukaryota; Fungi; Ascomycota; Eurotiomycetes; Chaetothyriales; Herpotrichiellaceae
Exons: 1
Coding region: 366-944 (192 amino acids)
Source: RefSeq, a predicted model, not a curated record